CGCAAUAUCAAUAUCCAGGCAGUGAAGCUUCGUACAAGAUCAGAUCUAGAACAGUCAUCUCCUGCAGACUGCUCAGAAGGUCAUCGUCUUCCUUGCUUCCAUUUGUCUGCUAGAAGCGUUACUCGAUGCGCAUCAUGCCGACGCAAGACCCAUGACUCCUGGUCACGCUCAACAACCGCCACUCGAUUCGCUGGAUUGAGCUCGAGUGGUGUUCCUUCUUGUUUUUGGCGAAGUAUUGUCAAACGCAUUGAUAUACAAAGCGGUAUGAAUCCCAUUUUGAGUCAUGAAUUCCCUUCAAUUGACAAAUCUCUUGAUUCACCUCAUUUUGAAUGGCGAUGCACCACCUUUCGCUGGCACCUAUCAGCAUACUGGAAUGAGAUCUAAUCCUGCCUCUACAAGAUGAGACACUGGCAUGAUGAAAAAUGCGUAUGCAGCUUCAAAUCCUGCGACUACUAGUUUCGUGAUUGGUACUCGCCUUGCUCCAACCCGCAUCAACACCAAUCCAGCUGAUCGAAACCCGCCCUGCAACACGCGCUAUGUGGACAAUCUACCACUUGCAACAACGGAGGAAGAACUCAAGAGCUUGUUCUCUUGUCAGCAGGGGUGUCGACGUCUCUGCCACCGCACCAAAUCGAAUGGACCCAUGUGCUUUGUGGAAUUUGAGGAUGGAUGCAGGACAAGGGUUUGUGCCUCAACAGCAACAUCAUCACCAUCAUCAUCCACAUACAUUGCAAUAACGUCAGCAGCAUGGUCAAACGGGUGCAUUGAUGGGACAGCAUGCGCAGAUGGGCGCUCCUGGACAUUUUGUGAAUAAUGGAUACGCAGCACUUGCACCGCCGGAUCUAGCGUCAUCAAUUGGACACUCAAGUCACGCUAGUCAACAAACACGCACCCAUCGGUGUGUUUGGACACGGUAUGCCACCGGCUCAUCAUGAGACACAAUCAAAACAAUCAGACGCAAUCCUCUCAAGCUCUAGUCUGGCGUUGAUUCCACUAUUCUUCAGCGCAUUGACACCAUCUCUCUUAUCUAUUGGCAUGAACAGUACUGUUUUGUUUCACCAUUUUCCCGCUAUUUCAUCAUUCAACACACACGACCAUGCAACAGCACAGAGCACACAGGGUUGCUCACGGCAUCUAUACCAGCAUCCUUCCUAAUACGCGUCAAAGGACACGCUCUUUCUUACAUGCUUGGCGCGGGUGGAAGGUAUUUCGCUCGGAUUGCCUCAUCUUCACUUCUUCUAUUCCAUAAUUUUGCGACAUCCAUUACCUUACUCAUUGGUUA
Protomyces lactucae-debilis is the source of this 1282-nucleotide messenger RNA. RefSeq lists its product as uncharacterized. The transcript has a single exon. NCBI's taxonomy places the organism in Eukaryota, Fungi, Ascomycota, Taphrinomycetes, Taphrinales, Protomycetaceae. The annotation marks the transcript as partial. Gene Ontology annotation, molecular function: mRNA binding. The record is from RefSeq and is a predicted model, not a curated record.